AUGCCUCUUCCUCUUGACCCUGAUCACAUCCACCUCCGUCAUCGUCACGGGCGCGGUGGACUGCAGCACCUUGACGUGCACGGAGAUCCGCUUCCCCUCCACGGGGGCGACGCCGACGUUCUGCACCCGCACCGGGUUCGCGUCGCGGAUGAGCUGCAGGUCCGUCAGCCCCACCAUGGGGCUCGCCGUCUUUGCCAGGAUCACAAAGCCGUCCUUGGCCGUCCGCACCUCGUAGUCCACGAAGCACAGGUCCCUGGAAAGCCCCUGCAUCACCGCCAGCACGUUCUCGAUCACUGCGCGGUCGUCCGCCUUGAUGCCCGACAGCAUGCCGUCGAUCGGCAGGAUCGAGCUCGACAUACCGGGGUGUCAAUGCGUGUGGGAGGGAAGUCGGGCUUCAAAUACAUCUCAGGGCACGGCACACAGAAAACAGAG
Guillardia theta CCMP2712 is the source of this 432-nucleotide messenger RNA. RefSeq lists its product as hypothetical. The transcript has a single exon. NCBI's taxonomy places the organism in Eukaryota, Cryptophyceae, Pyrenomonadales, Geminigeraceae. The annotation marks the transcript as partial. The record is from RefSeq and is a predicted model, not a curated record.